Molecule: messenger RNA, 714 nt
Organism: Parnassius apollo (apollo)
Lineage: Eukaryota; Metazoa; Arthropoda; Insecta; Lepidoptera; Papilionidae
Source: the annotation of a GenBank genome assembly
AUGGACUACGAAAGUGACGACUCAUUGUAUGAUCCGGAUUAUUAUCCAAGUGACGGUAAUGCGACGGCUAGUUCGGAGAGUGACAGUGCUAAUGAAAAUUGGAAUCCACCUUUAUUUUUUAGGCGAGCAUCGACCUUCACUGAGAGUGACCUGCCCCCUUUACCUGAAGUUCAGAGGAGGAUUUCUGCAAGAAGAAUGGGUAAUACAGACUUGGACGCUUAUAAUAUGCCAAGUAAAUCAUCUGCUACAAUUAGUAUAUUAAGUACAUCUGCAACUACUCUUACUACUGGUAAUAAUGAGCCAAGUCUCUCUGGUACAACAUCCGAGUGUCUAAAACAAAAUCUCGACUCAAUAGAGUGGCACAUGCCCACUCAAGAAGGUUCAACGCCGAUGGAAUAUACCGGGCCUAUUUCAGGCUUCAAAGAAAUAUACUCAGGCAUUCUUGCUAAUGCUUCGCCAAUAGACUAUUUCGAUUUGUUCAUAAUUAACGACAUUAUUCAGCAUAUUGUAGACCAAACGAAUUUAUACGCCACGCAGCAACUACUGUCAAAUGAUAUUCCUUCAGGUUCUAGGCAACAUGCCUGGGUUCCUGUUACCUUGGAUGAAAAAAUAAUAAAUGAAAAAAUUUCUCGCACUCAUUGGUUGGAUGGGAUUGGUGAAGCUGCCAUCGAUAAGACUACUGGCGCGUUCAUAAGCUCUACAAUAUUCCAUUAG